AUGUCUCUACCACGAAUUCUCCUAACCCUCAUCGUGAAAACAAUCCGUUUCCUCGCCAAUACCUUCGCGCCCAUCAUUCUCCGCUACAUUUAUCGCACACCUCCCCACCCUGCGACCUACACCCUCCGUAUCCACACUACACUUCUCCCCGCCUCUCCCGGAAACCUCACUCUCCACAUAUACCAACCCCACGGCCAUCAAAUCUCAAAAACCGAUCCCCUGCCAUGUAUUCUCAAUUUUCACGGCGGAGGUUUUGUGAUCGGGAAUCCCACGGAUGAUUCGCUUUGGUGUCAUACUGUCUCGACAUUACAAAAUUGCAUUGUGAUAUCUGCAUCAUAUCGAUUGGCUCCCGAAUAUCCCUUUCCCACAGGACCUUAUGAUGCAUGUGAUGCCCUUCUUUAUGUAUUUUCUCAUGCUGAAGAAUUGGGUAUUGAUGCCGAAAACAUUGUAUUGAGCGGAUUUAGUGCUGGAGGAAGUUUAUGUUUUGGUAUUCCUUUAUUGUUGGAAGAUUUGAAGGACAGAGGGGUCGUGAAGGAUAGAAACUGGAAUGUCAAGGGUAUCAUGGCAUGGUAUCCAGGAUUCGAUAGCACGAUAUCUCGUUCUGAAAGAAAUGAGGAUGAAGGAUCCAAGUCUUUCAUUGCCAUCUUGGCUCACGAGUAUUUUUGA
Botrytis sinoallii is the source of this 666-nucleotide messenger RNA. RefSeq lists its product as uncharacterized. NCBI's taxonomy places the organism in Eukaryota, Fungi, Ascomycota, Leotiomycetes, Helotiales, Sclerotiniaceae. The coding region runs from base 1 to 666 and encodes 221 amino acids. Gene Ontology annotation, molecular function: hydrolase activity. The transcript has a single exon. The record is from RefSeq and is a predicted model, not a curated record.